Molecule: messenger RNA, 1855 nt
Organism: Planococcus citri (citrus mealybug)
Lineage: Eukaryota; Metazoa; Arthropoda; Insecta; Hemiptera; Pseudococcidae
Product: acid phosphatase type 7
Exons: 10
Coding region: 185-1498 (437 amino acids)
Molecular function (GO): acid phosphatase activity; metal ion binding
Source: RefSeq, a predicted model, not a curated record
UAUUUUCUGUACUCAUGUAUUUUGCCACUUAGAUCAUUAGUUAGUUCAGUUCACAUAAAUCACUUAUUACCGCAUGAACAUCGUUGAAGUGUAGUUCGCAGAUGUAAGCGAUCAAGUAUUUGUAAUCCAAUAUUGUACUUUCGUGAUUUGUACCUAGUCAAAUCGGAUAUUACUUUAUUUAAAUAUGUUGAGUAUGCUGUGGAUUAAGCUGUCUCUGCUGUGUUUUAUUCAUUAUGCCAUCUGCGGCGAAGAUUCUCCGUUAUAUGUGCAACCAGAACAGAUACAUCUUUCUUUUGGAGAAACUACGUCUGACAUUGUUGUAACAUGGAGUACGCUAAAUCGCACAAGUAGUUACGUUGCGUAUGGAACGAAUGAAAACCAAUUAAGUCCAUACCCGGGAAAAAUAUCCGCUUUCAAAGAUGGUGGUGACGAAGAAAGAGUACAAUACAUACACAAAGUAACAUUACAAGGCUUGGAUCCCAAUACAACCUACUACUAUCGUUGCGGCAGUAAUUUCUCAUGGUCUGCGUCAUAUUCUUUCAAAACGCCGCCAGAGUCAACUAACUGGUCUCCAACGUUAGCUAUUUUUGGGGAUAUGGGAAAUUUCAACGCGAUUUCUUUACCUGCUUUGCAAGCCGAAGCUCAAAUGGGAAUGUAUAAUGCUAUGUUACAUGUUGGAGAUUUUGCCUACGAUAUGGAUACGGAUAAUGCUCGAGUUGGUGAUGAGUUCAUGAGACAGAUUGAGCCAAUUGCUGCCUAUCUCCCUUAUAUGACUUGUCCUGGUAAUCACGAACAAGCCUACAAUUUUAGUAACUAUAAAGCUCGAUUCGCUCCACCCAAUGGACCCGAUAAUUUAUUCUACAGCUUUAAUCUUGGACCAGCUCAUUUCAUCAGCAUCAACACCGAAUAUUAUUACUUUUUGAACUACGGUUUGAAAUCCGCCAUAUUCCAAUAUUAUUGGUUGGAAAAUGAUUUGAAGGAAGCUAACAAACCGGAAAAUCGAAAAAAACAUCCGUGGAUUAUAACUUUCGGACACAGACCUAUGUAUUGUUCGAAUAAUGAUGGAGACGAUUGCAGAUACGAAGAUGAUCUAGUCCGAACUGGUUUACCUAUUAUUAAAAAAUUCGGUUUAGAGAAAUUAUUCUUUGAUUACGGGGUUGAUUUGGAAAUAUGGGCCCACGAACAUUCGUACGAACGAUUAUGGCCUGUGUACGAUAAGAAAGUAUACAAUGGAAGUUACGAUAAACCAUAUACCAAUCCUGGAGCUCCGGUUCAUUUUACCACCGGAUCUGCUGGAUGUGACGAAUUCGUAGACCAUUUCGUAGACGAUCCAGCGGGUUGGUCUGCAUUCCGUAGCAGCGAUUACGGAUACACCAGAAUGAAGAUUUUCAAUAGUACUCAUUUAUGGUUCCAACAAGUAUCGAUGGAUAAGAUGGGACAACCUAUUGAUGAGGUUUGGCUGAUAAAAGAUAAACAUGGACCCUAUCCUAAAAAAUGAACAAAUGUUGACGAUUUAUUUACUUAUUUGAAUUCCAAUAUGUUAUAACUGUAUUAUUGUAUGUUGUUCUUGAUUAUUAUCAAUUGACGUAAUCGAUUCUACGUACCCUACUUGAUGAUAUCAUGAAUUAUACGCACGUUAUUGGGUGCCAUUUGAAAUUACGUACUCUAGUUCUUAGAUUAUUUUUACUUUUAAUGAUUAUUCAUCGAACAAGAAAGUUCGAAUCGCUUUUACUUUUUGAUUUAUAUACCACCUAUUCAAAUUUUUAAAUUAUCUUCGUUGUACGAGUAUGUGAUAUUUGUGAUAUUAUUCGAUGUUAAGUUUUAUUUAAAAUAAUAUCAUGUUUCUGAAAAAGCA